Messenger RNA from Populus euphratica (Euphrates poplar), 3204 nucleotides. RefSeq lists its product as uncharacterized. The record is from RefSeq and is a predicted model, not a curated record. The transcript has 11 exons. Gene Ontology annotation, molecular function: DNA binding. Bases 226 to 3027 code for a protein of 933 amino acids. Lineage: Eukaryota; Viridiplantae; Streptophyta; Magnoliopsida; Malpighiales; Salicaceae.
UUGUUGAGUUUCACCGAUAUACUUUAGUCUUAAAAAAUAUUUCCUUUAAUUUUUUCUGUAACGAUAUAUUCUUUGCGCCUGUACAAGUCACUGUGUUUUCCUGAUCAGAAACCAAACGGGUUAUGACCCAUCUAAAAAAGUUAUCAUUUUGACUGAUUAGUGAUGUGGUGUUGUUGCAUUGGGAUUUUGGGUUUGUAGCAAAAAGAUCAGAGGUUUGGUAAAGAAAUGGGGAGAAAAAAGAAGGUUAUAAAUAAGGAUGAAUCGGCAGAGGGCUGCUGUUUUGUUUGCAAAGAUGGAGGAACUCUACGGGUUUGUGAUUACAAAGAUUGCCUUAAAGCUUAUCACCCUAUCUGCGUGGAAAAAAAUGAUAAUUUCCUGGAGAGUGAAGUUCCCUGGAGCUGCAAUUGGCAUUCUUGCUUCAUUUGCAAGAAGUCUGCAACGUUCAAUUGCUUAUGUUGUCCAAAUGCUGUGUGCGGGUGCUGCCUCCGUGAUGCUAAUUUAGCGAUAAUUAAAGCGAAAAGUGGAUUCUGCUAUCACUGUUCAACUCUUGCUGGAAUUUUAGAAGGAGUAAUAGACUUGAAUGAGCCGAAGGUAAACCUCAGCCUUGAAGACUCCUAUGAGUUUCUGUUCAAGUGUUAUUGGGAAUAUAUUAAAGAGAAAGAAGGGAUAACUUCAGAACAUGUCAAGUAUGCAAAUUAUCUUUUGAAUGACAAUAGGAAUUAUGACUCUAAUUUAAGUGAUAAUUAUGUUGAAGAAGAAGGACUUAGUGAUUUUGAAGAUCAACUUACCAUGACUUAUAGAUUGAAUGAUGUGAAAGAGCAUAAACCAAGUCACAGUAGAAAGAGAAGCAAGGGAAAGCCAUGUGUAGCAAAAAGAAAGGAAAGAUCAAAGACUAAGAUGUUCCUUGGUUGGGGAUCAAAAUGCCUAUUUGAAUUCCUUACAUCCAUCGGUCAGGAAACAAACAAAGAAUUAUCACAACAUGAUGUGACCAUUAUUAUUUUUGGGUAUUGCAGAGAUAACAAUCUUCUUGACCCACUGAAGAGAAAAAAUAUUCUUUGUGAUGAAAAACUACGCUCUCUUCUGGGAAGGAAGUUUGUCAAUAAGAAUAGCAUAUAUAAGCUAUUGACAAAACAUUUUGCCAAGAACUUGGAAGAGUCACAGAAUGAGUUUGUAAACAGCUUAGAAGCAGAGGGUCAGGAUGCAUUAUCACCUUGUAAAAGGAAGAAAAACUCAAGUUGGGAAGGAAAGUCUCAGAAUAAGAAAGUAGUUUCAGAUAUGCAACGCAGCUGUUUUGCAUCUGUCAUACCUAGGAAUAUCAAACUUGUCUAUCUGCGGAGGAGUGCACUUGAGGAACUGUCAAAGCAGCCAGAGAUCUUUGAUGCUAUUGUAAUGGGUAGUUUUGUGAGAGCGAAAACUGAUCCUAAUGAUUGGAUGCAGAAAAACUCUCAUCAGCUCGUGCAAGUGAUAGGCAUAAAGAGAACUUCAAUAAAUGGAGAAGAGAAUUCAGAUAUUCUCCUGCAACUUUCCAAUAGAGUGUCAGAUGUACCGAUUUCCAAAGUAUCAGAAAAUGAUUUCUCCGAGGAAGAGUGUCAGGAUUUGCAUCAGAGAGUGAAAGAUGGCCUGCUUAGAAGGCCUAAUGUUGCAGAGUUUGAGGAGAAGGCCAGAAGUCUCCACGAGAUUAUAACAAAAAAUUGGAUUGCCAAAGAACUGGUUGCACUAUCAAAUCUCAUUAAUCAGGCAAACGAGAAGGGAUGGAGAAAAGAGUUUUCUGAGUACAUGGACAGAAAGCUUCUACUUCAGACACCCGUAGAACAAACACGAUUGUUACAAGAAGUUCCAGAAGUAAUUGCAGAUGAAAUAGAAGUUCAAACUGCAUGUAAGGACAUGUCUAGGAAGGAUGAGCAAACUGACGUGCCAAAAUCAGCCCUUAAAGGGGCAUCACAACCUCCCAAAAGAAGUUCAGAAGGCAUUAAAGGUUCUUCUUGCUGCCUGGAUGAUGGAGCAAAUGGUGCAGCGGAAAAGAAGCAUUUUGGAGCUUUUGAAAAACUUCAACAUCAAUCACGCACUACAACUCGUGAUGGUAAAAAUUGUGGCUUUAUUCAGACAGGGAGUAAGCAGUAUUUUGAAAAGUUGAACAAAAACCGCUCCAGAGUAUCCCAACCCAAAAUAGUCUCGGGACAAACUCCUAGUCCUUUUUCUGAAGGCAUGCCCAGUGCUUUUCUUCCACUAAAGCAAUGUCAACCUGUUAACAGUAUUUCCAGAGAUGAGCAAAAUGAACAGGUAGACAUUGAGUGUCAAAACAAGAAGCAAAGCACUCCAAGAGAUGGAUCUAAUGAGCCAAGCGCACCAAGAUUUAAGUUGAUUGUGUCAAGCAAUAAUGGAGAGCAAGAUCCAAGUGCUGCAGCUAAUCAUACUGGUGAGUCAGGGAUCGCUUACCUCACUGUAAUUGCAGAUAAGCAGCAUCAUAAAGGAGCUGCAUUGGAAGUAAAUCAUCAAUUACACUCUCAUCCUCAUGAUACUCAAGAUGGUAGCACUCUUCGGACGGAGAGGAAUGAAGGUUGUCAAAUAAAGCAUACCAAUAUUAGAGCAGUACAUGCUGAAGCCUUCCCAGCAAAAGUUAUUGCUUCUAUUUCUCAAGGCCGACCCAAUGCCCUUCCACAAGAGCCGUAUCAGCCUGCUAAUGAUAUAUCUAAGACAAAACAACAUGGACAGGUAAAUGUUGCCCAUGAAAACAAGAAGCAAAGUGCUCCAGCAGCUGAUUUAAUUGUGUUAAGUGAUGAUGAGAAGGAAGAUGCAAGUGCUGCAGCUAGUAAGCAAAAAAUUCAGAAUUUAAACUGCUCCAUAUGGAAUUGCAUGAGUCCAAAUGGUAUGAAAACAGGGCCUUGGUCAAUGUUACUGCUUAAGGAAUGGAGUGAUAGUGAUUCCUGUGUAUUAAAAUGGAAGGUUUGGAAGAGCGGUCAGAGCCCAGAAGAAGCAAUUUUUCUAAAUGAUGCCCUCCACCAGGUUUUCAAUAGAAAGAAAUGUUGACGUUUUUCAUUUUUCACUCGGUUACCGGCAUGAAGCGUCCAAGCCAAGAUAAAGUAUUUCCUUCCGAAUUACUAGUUUGCUCACUAUUUUAUGUUCAGAUUUUGGCAUAACGCUUUCAUAUGUACAUAACCAAAUUUCAGAAAGACUAGCCUCGAUCACUUCAUGGUGGUUUUUAAA